AUGGACCACCACCACCAUCCCACCUUGCCGCCAGCGUCACCGUUGUGGAUCUUUUCGUCUCCAAUCCAACCCGCUCUUGUCACGGAUCUGUGGUUCCUGCUCCAGAUGCCGCGCAAAUCAGAGAUCGCCCGAACCGGGCCGACGCGUAUGAGCAAGGUGAUCGAGACCUCAGGCGGCGAUCUGGAUCGCAUGGCAAGCCACUUGCGCUCUGUCCAGGUCCUAGACGAGCAGUUUGAAGACUGGACCGAUGCGGCUCCCCACGUGUACCGUGCAAUGACGACGUUGUGGGACAACUUUAGUCAAUACUACGAGCAGGUCUAUUGCGUUGCCUAUCCUGCCGCGCCAACCUCCAGCAAUCCGCUCUCCGGCGUCACAUUCGACGUUUCAGGCGUAGACCAGCUGUUCAAACGCAUCACGCACUUCCUCACAUGGUGCCUCGAGAACACGCCCGGCAAGUUCGGCGAACAGUAUGUCAACGUGUUGACGUUUCGAGCAUGGGUAUCGAACAUGGUCAGCCUCGUCAUCUCAGAGCUCCGCCAACUUGACCGUAGCCUCGGUGUGCUCAUCUCGGGCUGGACGCAGAGAGGGCAGGAUGGACUUUACACUCGGCUCUAUUCUUGGGCGAGAUCCACCGCAGACUCGUUGCAGUUACGUCGUAAGCCCAAAAGGCGACCCUCCUACGGCAAGUUCGAGGCCAGUCUCUUGAUCACCCAUAUCCUGGAAAAUGCGGACUCGGCGCAUCGUUGGGAGUCGACGCUGCAAAAGGUCACGCUGGUCCAGUUCAUGCUGAACACUGGCCUGCGGCCUGGCGAGUUCUGCAAGCCGGAUCGUUAUCCAGACUUUUUGCGUCUCUGCGAUAUCGAAGUUCGAAGGGACAUCACGUCCGACGCUCGCUACGAGUGGCAUAUCGUCCUUCAUGUCGAGAAUUGGAAAGGGGGACGAGAUCCGCUCGACCUCCGAGACGUUCAGAACAUCACCUUGCAUCCCUCAAAGCAUACGCAAAAUCUACAGUUCGAGCUGGCCACUACGCUCAUUCCGGUCCUGAUUCAUCGGGGCGCCUUGGAAGAGCAGGAUGCGCAUGGCAAUAGCACAAUGAUCGAAAGCCUGGAGCAAUUCCUGCGUUCGAAGAGCAUGAUCUUCCGUGGCGUCGGUACCAGGCCUCUGUUCUGCAAGACAAAGAACAACAGCUUCCAGCAAGAACAGCCAUUAGAAGUUGCGUUGCUUCUUGGUCAGCUUGGCGACCUUUAUACCAAGGUUGGAUUGGGGGGAGGGGGCUCCUAUCAUUUUCGCUAUCAUAAGGGCGACAAGAUACGGAUCUUGUAUGGGGCCGCCGCGCAAUCCGAGGUGCUGCAUCACAAAACGUAUGGAACCCACGCGGACGUCGGCUAUGUUCAUUAUUCUGCUGGCAUGGAUGUACAUCCGGUCAACUGUGUCUUGCUGGAUGAGAGUCUGACCCCGGACGAGGAGGCCAAGCUGCAGAGGGCUGGAUUUUACUUCAGACAGCAGAUGUCGGAUGCGAUGGUUGCUGUAGUCCGCAAGUUUGCAGCACAGGAAGCCGACGUGGAAGAUGUCGCAAAGUUGGCCUCGGAAAGCAAGCUCUCGAUUGCGGGUCACGAAGAAGUGGCAAGACGUGUUCAAGCCGAUCCUACCUAUCUCGAACUCGAGGCCGAAAGUGCUCGUCUUACAGAGAGGCGGAGGAUGGCUCUUAACGCCUUGAGCCGAGACAAGGACAACGCUGCCCUUCAGGGCGAGCUCAACGCCAUCCAGCAGGACCUGUCGGCGACCAAAUGUAAACGCACAAAGCAGAAGGGCAACCUCGCCAGGCUCGUUCGGAAGGAGACGCAAGUCAAGUAUCGCAACAGCCUUCGCAAGAUGGGUGUAGGCGGCACCAGAGAUGAAUUUGCUCAAGCUCACCAGCAACUGCUUGGAAUCGACGCAAUGGAUCAUCUGGCGACGGCAGCUGAGAAGCUGGCAAAGUUACAGUGCGAGAAGUACACUGGUCUCCCUUAUCGCAGGGUGAGGACCUUCUUUGACCAGAACACGGCAGGUGAGAAAGGCAAGGGAAAGGAGGCCAGAAGCUCAGAAGGAGAAGAAACCUCGGUCGAAGGCGGCAUGCCUGCUAGCGACGAUCGGGCGGAAAACGGGGCAAGACAGGAAGAGGAUGAGGAUGUGGACGAAGAUGAGGAUGGGGACGAGGACGAGUUCGGAGACGAGGACGCUGACAUUGGCGAUGAAGAUGAGGAGGAGAAGGAGGGGGAGGAGGCUGCGGGUGGUAUCGAUGCAGAGGAUGAAGUGACUGACCCCAACGUUGAGCUCGCUGGUCUCAGUGGCGAUAUUGAAGUCAGUCGCAUUGCGGUCAUGCGCUUGUACUAUGGACGCCUCAAAGCAUCGGAUCGCUUCAACAGACUUGUGGAGCUGCACAAGGAGUCCGGAUACUGCGGCUUUUGCCCUCUCCACCAGGCCGGUCUCAAGCUAGACAGUGCACAGUGCAAGCUCACCCUCGGCGGGCCCAUAUUGGACAAGAAGGACAACACUCGCUUCGACAUAAGUCGGGAGCCAGCACAAAGCAAAAAGUACAAGAAGAAGGUGAUGCGGCACUUAAGGCAGUCGCAUCCCCUCCAGUUUGCAGCCAUCGUGGCAGGCGGGCCGAUCCCCCCCUUCGAGUUCGAGUUUGCCAGCCGAGAGGAUGAUUGUGAGAUGGCCGAUCUCGUCUCUGGGAUCCUCGUGGAGGAGAGCAAGGCACCGAGCAUCGAAAUCGAUCUCAACCACGAUGCAGCGGCCUUUGGUGCGCUGCUUCAAGAGGCCUUCACUCCCCGCUCGUAUCACGAAUGUAUUUGA
This is a messenger RNA of Sporisorium graminicola, 2838 nucleotides long. RefSeq lists its product as uncharacterized. Bases 1 to 2838 code for a protein of 945 amino acids. NCBI's taxonomy places the organism in Eukaryota, Fungi, Basidiomycota, Ustilaginomycetes, Ustilaginales, Ustilaginaceae. The record is from RefSeq and is a predicted model, not a curated record. The transcript has a single exon.